Messenger RNA from Guillardia theta CCMP2712, 862 nucleotides. RefSeq lists its product as hypothetical. The transcript has 4 exons. Bases 21 to 719 code for a protein of 232 amino acids. NCBI's taxonomy places the organism in Eukaryota, Cryptophyceae, Pyrenomonadales, Geminigeraceae. Gene Ontology annotation, molecular function: protein binding. The record is from RefSeq and is a predicted model, not a curated record. Gene Ontology annotation, cellular component: cytoplasm; nucleus.
GGAAGCCGUUGGUUUUGUGCAUGGCGUGUCGUCGGGAGUCGGGUGUGGUAGUUUCAUUUCAUCGUCGUUUUGAUUUUGCAGAUCUUUCAGCUCCAAGAAAAGAUGCAGAGCGAAGACAAAGAGGUGGAAAGAGGAUCCUGGCAGGAGCCGUGGGAGCGUUGAACAAGUCGAAUGUCAAUCUCCCCGCCAACUCCUUCCUUGAAGCUAAAAGACCGCAAACUUCCUCGUCCAACGUCAAGCAAGAGCUCCGAGAGGCAGCCAAGAAGGGCGACGCUCAAGCUCUUCACCGGCUCCUUCAUGCUGGGGCAGAUGUGAACAUGCGGCUUGACUCGUAUGACUUGAGGCCUCUCCACUAUGCUGCCUGGCACGGCAAGACAGACGCAGUGGAGCUCCUCCUCUCCUACAAGGCAGACAUCAACGCGCGAAACAAGGACCUGAAAACCGCUCUGCACCUGAGCGCAAGUCGAGGACACUUGAAGACAGCUCGCCUGCUUGCCAGGCGAGGCGCGUUCCUGACGGUGAGAGACAAGGAGGGAAACACUCCUCUCGAAGUCGCAGAGAUGUGGGGGAAAGCACAAGUCGCGAUGCUGCUGGAGGAGCUUGUCGAGACUGCAAGGGAUGGGCAGGCACAGCGACGAUGGACGGAAGAUGUGCUGCGAGAGCUUGGAGCGAAGAGCUCGACCGACUCGAGGAGCAGCAGCGAGAGGAGAAGCUCAUGAGACGAGGAGCAGCAAGCAGAGGAAGAGCGAUGCAUUCGAGGGGAAGGACGUAGAAGAGGCGGGUAGGGAAGGAAAAUCUCGCGGGCAGGUAGGGAGUAUGCUAUGUUAUCAAGACUCGACAAGAAAAGUCAAGAAGGCCUGUC